This is a messenger RNA of Rhopilema esculentum, 2224 nucleotides long. Its product is annotated as WW domain-binding protein 2. Gene Ontology annotation, cellular component: nucleus. Lineage: Eukaryota; Metazoa; Cnidaria; Scyphozoa; Rhizostomeae; Rhizostomatidae. Gene Ontology annotation, biological process: positive regulation of DNA-templated transcription. Gene Ontology annotation, molecular function: chromatin DNA binding; transcription coactivator activity. The record is from RefSeq and is a predicted model, not a curated record.
CUGAUGCUGAAGUCCAGGCCACUUUUUCGUGAGGCAGGAAUAAACAUUUACGACAUCGUUCAGGACGACACAUCGUUUUGACAACAGAGAAUAUCUACAAAAACCAUGUCUAUUAACAAAGUUGAAUGCAAUGGUGGUCGGAUAACACUGCAUGGAGAUUUCGUUGUACAACAUCAAGAAGAUGUAAAGUUUGAGCUACAAGGGGACAGACUACCAAACUAUUUGAGGGGAUCCAUGAAAGGAGAUUUUUUCCUUACAGCAUCGAAGCUUAUAUUUGUCAAUAAACAUUCAACAGGAAAAUACAUUUCAUUUUCAAUGGAGUUCAGAUCUCUCAAAAACAUUGAGGUCAAACAGCCAAUAUUUGGUGCAAAUUAUUUGUCAGGUUUUGUGAUGGCUGAACAGGGAGGUGGAUGGGAAGGAAAUGCAAAUUUCAAAAUAGAAUUCAGUAGUGGAGGUGCCAUUGAUUUUGCUGAGCAGUUAAAGCAAACUGCUGGCCAAGCAAGGAGUGGUAGACAGCCAGUUCCACAAAUGCAAACUGCAGGGUACUACCCACCACCCCCACUCGGGGGCUAUUACUAUGCCCCAUACCAAUCUGCAUAUCCUGCUCAGCCUCCUCCACAAGGUGCACAACCUUAUUUUGCAUCCCCACAACAGGCUCAAGGUGCCCCACCUCCUUACCCCGGCCCUGGUGGGGUAGCAGCACCUGCACCACCCCAGCACAUUGGCCAAAACGAAAAAGAAAGAGAGGCUUACAGCAAUGGGCCUAAUGUGUAUGUUCCACAAUAUGAAAAUCCACCACCAUACGCUCCGGGUUACACUGACAGUAAGAAGAACCAGUAGUGCUGUUACUGCUGUUACAUCGAGUUUUGCUUGAGUAUAAUGAUAAUAAUGUUUCUUGGAAUGCUUGCCUAUAGUUUUUGGCAUUCUCCAUGGGAGAAAGUUAAGGCUUUAGUAUAUCUUUAUUAGACUAGUUGUGUGAUUAUUGUGUAUAAUUUUGUUAUUAGAAAUUAUUGUAAAAAACAGCCUGGGGUUUAUAUUUUUCUGUUAUCCAACAUUCCAUGGGAAAGCAUAUAAAAUAUCAAGUCUUUCUAUAUAGCUAAUUGCUAUGGAAAGGUUGAUAGAGACAUGCUAAUUUAUUGGAGAAAUGUGUUGGAGAUUUCUCAAAAAGCAGCAUUUAAAAGUCGAAAUUGGAAACUAUUAGAGGCAAGAGCAAAAGGGAAUGUUCUGUGAAUAGCAGAAGAAUAUGCACCCUAAACCAGGCUGGCGGUCACAAAACGUUUUUGGCAAUAUAUGUUUUAGUUUUAGAGAUUGAGUAUUGAAUCUUAGAUUUCUUAAUUUAACCACAAGUAUUUUAAUCCAUGCAAUUACAAGCACUUUACCCGGGUUUUCUUUAUGGUCAUUACAGAGGUAGAGUUUCGGGUUUGUUAUUUAUAACUCCUUAAUUUUGUAAUUUUUGUGGGUAUCGAUGCGGAUGGCCUAAGCAGAGAAAUCGCCAUGUUUACAGCUAGCAUAAUCAUGGUAAGCAGAAUCCUCCAAUCGUGGACGUACAGGGACUAAAAAGGGGACUGGGACCUCCUUGAUUGAAGGUUUCAUAGAAUCUUGCUCACAAUCCUGUCAUUUCCAAGUCCAAGUCAUUUGUGACGAUGGAAUUGGUUGUCUGUCUUGUGCCAAGUUGUAAAUCGUGUAGCAAAAUAAUUUUUGGCUGUUCUCAAUUUACGUAAGCAUAUAAAAAAUCUUGAUUGCCUGAAAUUUACAAUCGAUAGAAAGCUUAAAUAGAAUAUUCUAUGAGCGACUUUAUUCCAAGCAUAGUCACUUUGUUCCAAGCGACUGUACGUUAUCCCGUGAUUUUUCAGAAUUAUUUUAAAUAUGUGGAUUAAUUGCUAUUUCCUCUGCUUGAGUUUAUAUGCGCUUUGAGUAAAAAUAUUUUAAUCAUUGUCAUUAGCGAUGUGGUGGGGAGUGUACAAUAGACUCAAGAAAGUCCAUUUGUGUUUAUCGGGGGUCUUUAGCUCAGGUUAAGACGAAAUGUGUCAGCAAUUUUCAGCAAUGCACCAGUUUGUAUACUGUUUUAGCCCAAUGGAAUUAUGUAUCAUAAUACGCUCCCUCCCCUCACUGCACCCUAUCGCCGCUAACCGCUAAUUCGAGACAUUUUCGAAGUAUAGAAUUGUAGGCUUGAAAUUUAAUUUUCUUGUUUUACAUUUCAUUGGAUUAAAUAUAUUCGAUACUA